CAGUCAGGUCACGUGAUAUGACGACAGCUCGCUGACUGUGCUAUGUGUUUUCUCUGUGUAUUUAUUUAGAAAUGACACUUUUCUCGCUUGUACCGGCUCAUCGUGUUGGAGGGACGCUCCGCAGCCGUCAGAACUGUCGCUCCGGACCACGCUGCUCCAGAAGUCCGCUGUGGAAACCCGCCGCUGUGGGCCUGCACGUCACGUGACCAGCAUGCGGCUGAGCGUCGGAUAAAAAGAUGGCGUGGAGCGCCCAGGAGCCGCGAGGACAACAAACCUUGAAGUGCCGAGCGGCCGGACCUCAGAGAGCCGAACAGAUGGAUCCUGGACAGGAUUUACUCCUCGCUGCUUUGAGUGAAAGUGGAAUUUGUCCAAAUGAUCUUGGUUUAUUAGACAUUGAUUCUCAGGAUGUUACACAGCCUUCUACAACUCAAUCCAUCUCCAUCAGUGCCCUGGAUGUUGGUGUUGGAACAGAAUCAGUGGCAGUGGUUCGACCUGAACCCUCCCCUACAGCCCCCGUAGUUACAAUCAGACAUAAACCUCAGCCAUCGACCACCACGUUUGUCUUAAAUCAGCUGAAUCAGUUGCCAUCGCUGGGGACUGCUGUGACCAAACAGUCUGUUACCAACCCAAUCAAGCACACCAUAACUGUCACCAAAGUGGUUCAUGUGGACAAUUCAGCUCUGCGAAGUUCACCGACUCCCAUGAUUACAAGUGUUUCUCCUUUGCUGUCUACAGUAGUGCCUUCUAACAAAGAUCAGCAAAUUCAGUUGAAAGACCUCCUUCAAACUGGCAAUGUGAAAAGCGUGGGUCUAAAGAGCAACAGCCUGAAAGAGCUCAUGAAGUUAAAACCUCCACCUGACAUUGCUCCACCUGUGGCAACAGCCACAACAUCAGGUGACAAGAACAAUGGAAUCAAGAAGGACAUGUUGGUUAAAGAUGGCUCUAGGUUAUGGGUUAAAGAUGACAUUAAAAUGCAAAACUUUUCAAAUUCUCUGAAACCACCAGGGCUAAAGGAGGAAGAUGAACCUGAGGAAGAAGAGGAAGAUGAGCUUGGUCACGCAGAGACCUAUGCAGAAUACAUGCCAAUGAAAUUGAACAUUGGCUUGAGGCAUCCCGAUCCUGUGGUGGAGACCAGUUCUCUGUCGAGUGUGAACCCUCCAGAUGUGUGGUACAAACUGUCCAUCCCAGAGGAAGUCAUUGAUCGAGGCUGCUUGUCUGCACUGCAGCUGGAAGCCAUUACGUAUGCAGCUCAGCAACACGAGACGUUCCUCCCUAGUGGUGACAGAGCUGCCUAUCUGAUAGGUGAUGGAGCUGGUGUAGGGAAAGGCCGGACGAUUGCUGGGAUCAUAUAUGAAAAUUACCUUUUGGGCAGAAAGAGAUCUCUUUGGUUUAGUGUCUCAAAUGAUUUAAAAUAUGAUGCUGAACGGGAUUUAAGGGAUAUCGGAGCAAAAAAUAUUCAAGUUCAUUCACUGAACAAGUUUAAAUAUGGUAAAAUCUCCUCAAAACACAAUGGGAGUGUGAAGAAAGGUGUCAUCUUCGCCACAUACUCAUCUUUGAUAGGAGAGAGCCAGUCUGGAGGGAAAUACAAAACCAGAUUUCAACAGCUUCUCCACUGGUGUGGAGAAGACUUUGACGGGGUUAUUGUCUUUGAUGAGUGUCACAAAGCCAAAAAUGUGUGUCCCAUUGGGUCAUCCAAGCCCACAAAAACUGGGCUGGCAGUUUUGGAGCUGCAGAACAAACUUCCAAAAGCUCGUGUUGUGUAUGCCAGCGCUACAGGUGCCUCUGAGCCACGAAACAUGGCAUAUAUGAACCGACUGGGUAUAUGGGGCCAUAAAACACCCUUUAGAGAAUUUGGCAACUUCAUCCAAGCUGUGGAGCGAAGAGGUGUUGGUGCCAUGGAGAUCGUAGCUAUGGACAUGAAACUCAGGGGCAUGUAUAUUGCAAGGCAGCUGAGCUUUACUGGAGUGACUUUCAAGAUUGAGGAGGUUCCUUUAACUCAGAAGUACAUUCACAUGUACAACAAGUCUGUGAAGCUGUGGGUGACUGCGCGUGAGAAGUUCCAGCAGGCUGCUAACCUCAUGGAAGCAGAGCAACGCAUGAAGAAGUCAAUGUGGGGCCAGUUCUGGUCUGCCCACCAAAGGUUCUUUAAAUAUCUUUGCAUUGCUUCUAAAGUCCGCCGUGUGGUCCAGCUAGCCAGAGAGGAAGUUCAGAAUGGGAAGUGUGUGGUGAUAGGUCUUCAGUCCACUGGUGAAGCAAGAACACUGGAGGCCUUGGAGGAAGGAGGAGGAGAACUCAAUGAUUUUGUAUCAACUGCAAAAGGUGUGCUGCAGUCUCUGAUUGAGAAGCACUUUCCUGCACCAGACAGACAGAAACUUUACAGUUUACUGGGUAUUGACCUCUCUGCAAAAAAGACACCCAUCCUAAGGGACACUGCCACAGAGCCUGAACAGAAAGGGAAGAAAAGAAAGGGCUCAGAGGGACAAAAGCAACAGAAAAAAAGGCCACGCAAACAUGGUGGUCUUUCAGGGACAAGUUCAGAGGAAAGUGAGUCCGAGGACUCUGACAAAGAAUCAGGUGACGACAGCUUCAAAUCUGUCAGCUCAGCAGAUGAAGACGACGAUUUCAACCCGUUCAGAGACGAAUCUGAUGACGAUGCAGAAGACGAUCCAUGGCUCAUCAGAAAGGAACCAAAGAAAAAGAAAGAGAAAAAGAAAAAGAAGAAAAGGAAAAGUAUUGAUCCAGAUUCCAUUCAGUGUGCAUUGUUAGCCUCUGGACUGGGCUCAACCAGGCCUGGUUUUACUGCCUCAGUUACCACCAGCACUCCUGCCCCUGUCAGGACAGAGACUCAGGAUAGCUUUCUGACAAGUCAAGACUCGGUGGAACUUGCCCAAAAGAUGAAGAAAGAUCUCCUGGAACAACUGGAAGAAUUGUCUGAAGAUCUGCCUCCCAACACGCUCGAUGAGUUAAUAGAUGAGCUGGGAGGUCCAGAAAAUGUGGCUGAGAUGACUGGUCGUAAAGGUCGUGUGGUCAGUAAUGAUGACGGCAGCAUCACGUAUGAAACUCGCUCUGAGCUGGACGUUCCAGUGGAAAUCCUUAAUCUUACAGAAAAGCAGAGGUUCAUGGAUGGAGAAAAGAACAUAGCAAUCAUCUCAGAAGCUGCCAGCUCAGGAAUAUCCCUGCAGGCCGAUCGGCGAGUGCGGAAUCAGCGGAGAAGAGUUCACAUGACUCUAGAGCUUCCAUGGAGUGCAGACAGAGCUAUCCAGCAGUUUGGGCGAACACAUCGGUCAAACCAGGUCACAGCUCCAGAAUAUGUUUUCCUCAUAUCGGAGCUUGCAGGAGAACAAAGAUUUGCAUCUAUUGUCGCCAAAAGACUAGAAAGUCUGGGGGCUCUUACUCAUGGAGACAGACGAGCAACAGAAACUCGAGAUCUCAGCAGGUUCAAUUUUGACAACAAAUAUGGCAGAAAUGCUCUGGAAAUAGUGAUGAAAUCUAUUGUAAAGCUCGACUCUCCAUUAGUGUCUUCACCUUCUGACUUUAAAGGAGAUUUUUUCAAAGAUAUUCAGAGUGGGUUGAUAGGUGUGGGCCUCAUUAAUGUGGAGGACAGAUCCUGUGUAUUGACUCUAGACAAAGACUACAACAACAUAGGGAAGUUCCUAAACCGUAUUUUGGGCAUGGAGGUCCACCAGCAAAAUGCCUUGUUUCAGUACUUCUCUGACACUCUGGCAGCAGUGAUUCAGGAAGCCAAGAGGAACGGCAGAUAUGACAUGGGCAUUCUUGAUGAGAAACAACAAGAAAACAGCCAUACUGAUCAAAGAGGUCAACACUAAGAAGAGGUUGUUCCUGGUGUACAGGCCCAACACUGGCAGACAACUCAAACUGGAAACAUAUGCAGACAUCAAGAAAAAGUAUAAAAAGGUGUUGUCAGAGGAUGCAAAGCAACACUGGACUGACCAGUACCAGUCUUCAGGGAAAAUAUGCUCUCAUGCAUUUUGGCGUGGAAACUGUAAGAAAGCCUCAAUGGGUCUGCUGUGUGACGUUGGUCUCCGGUGCAGAACCUACUACGUUGUGUGUGGCUCUGUACUCAGUGUGUGGAAUGAGCUGGAAGAAGUUCUGUCUCCGGUCAGUGGAACAAACGUGAAGGUGCAGAUUGUCCGUCUCAGAACAGAAGAUGGACAGAGGAUCGUUGGACUGAUCAUUCCAGCGAACUGUGUUUCUCCUCUGGUCAACAAGUUGUCCACAUCAGACCAGAGCCAGCAGCUGGCUGUGCAGGAGCUCCAGAAGAGGCAGCAGCUCCAUCCUCAGAGUCUCAGCCAUGCUCCCAACACUUAGUGGCCUGCUUGGUGCCACUGCUGUCCACUCUGAAGGGAUCUGACCCAGUCUGUUCCAGUCCCUCCACUGGUCUGAUCUGGGACUCUGUGGAGACUGGGACAUGUCAGCGUUAUUGUACAGAGGUUUGAGUCAAAUACUGGUCCUCUGACAUUCAGAGGGAUCUUUGUGUUUCCCAUCGAGGCAUGGUUUCAACUAACUGGGAAUCCACUUCUAAUUACAUUUGAAGCCAUUUAGUCCAGAAUGUUUGGUCCAGUUUAGGCUGGGAGUCAGGACUCAAACAGAACCACAUGUUUCAGGUCAGGACUGUUGUUUAGAUGGGCAUUCAUUCAUUUACAAUCCUAAAACCUCCCAGCUCUUCAACAACUACAGCAGUCAACGAGUUUCAUCUUUGAAAUCAAAAAUAGUUUGGUUUCAGUCUGAUUUGUGCUUUUCUUUAACUCUGUUGUUGUUUUUGUUUUUGUUUUCUACCAAAGACCAAACGGCUGUAGUCAGUGUUGCAGUUUCAUCCUUGCUUUGAGUUCACUAAAAACCCUAACCAUUUAUCAAAGUACUGAGUUUAUUUAGACCUUUUUUCUCUAUGUUUAUACAGAAACAUGAAAAGCCAGGGCUUGUCAGUACCUACACAUGCAGCAGUCAAAACCAUUUCAAAAACAUAUGUUUCCUUUUAAAUUGUUCUUAUUUUACUUAAAUAAUAAAAUAAUGAGGAGAUUCUGUGAAUUAAAACCAGUAUCCCACUGGGCUGUAACUGGUGGAAACACUGAGGACUCAAAAUUACAAGAAAACAGAUUUUUUAUGUUUCCUUUCAGCAGUCAUGUUGUGUUUUAGUUGGUUAUAUAUGAAACUGUAGUUUCUUUACAUCUGCACAGGUUUUAUCAUCCAGCUGAAGCUGAGCAGGUUGUUUGUGUCGCCCCCCCCCCCCCCUCCACAUAUCAGCCUGUUCUGGUGGCUGCUGUCACAUUUAUAAUCAAACCUGCUGAGAACAGGUUUUAAACCAGUGACACUGAUGUGCUUCUGUACCUGCUCAGCUCCUGCAGGAGGUACACCUGAGCUGAGGCAGGGUGCAGGUGCAGCUCCUGCAGGAGGUACACCUGAGCUGAGGCAGGGUGCAGGUGCUCACACAUGUGUUGAACAGGUGGGAACACUAACUUAAAGCCUCUGUGACCAGGAAACUAAAAACUUCAUAAACAUGUGGAGACCUUGUGGAGUAUGGCAAGCCGUUGGGGCCAUAAGUCAGGCGUAUAUUUACGUGCAAAUCCUAAAGCGUGUUACCGUAAAUAACGCACAAACGCGUGGUGGCGUUACGCGCGAAUGCGUGGUGGGUUAGGGUAGAAAACGCCACCGCGCGUUUGCACGUUAUUUACGGCACCGCGCGUUCGGAUUUGCACGUAAAUAUACGCCCGAUUUAUGACCCCAACGGCUUGCCAUAGUGGAGACCUGAUGAAACAACUGGUUUCACUGUUGAUCAGCACCACAACAAGAUGUAACAACUUUGACAUUUACACAUAUUUACUGUUGAGCCAUCUUCUAAUUUGUGAUUAAAUUAAUUUUCAUUGUUCA
Messenger RNA from Austrofundulus limnaeus, 5886 nucleotides. It is a transcript of the gene sbno1, whose product is annotated as strawberry notch homolog 1 (Drosophila). The record is from RefSeq and is a predicted model, not a curated record. Gene Ontology annotation, biological process: regulation of DNA-templated transcription. Lineage: Eukaryota; Metazoa; Chordata; Actinopteri; Cyprinodontiformes; Rivulidae. Gene Ontology annotation, molecular function: chromatin DNA binding; histone binding. Gene Ontology annotation, cellular component: nucleus.